Molecule: messenger RNA, 1491 nt
Organism: Knipowitschia caucasica
Lineage: Eukaryota; Metazoa; Chordata; Actinopteri; Gobiiformes; Gobiidae
Source: the annotation of a GenBank genome assembly
AUGCCGAGCGCUGUUGGACACGGAGGAAACUUGUGGAGAGUUGUCGUGAGCAGUUCGCAGCUGAUCAAACUGGACUGUCUGUGUUCCGGAUCAGGAAGUAACUCCGCAUCGCGUCACCUGAUUGUAACUUUCGUCACUCCACUAAAGCCGUGCGACAUGUGGCCGUACAAGCAGCGAGGGAUCCGCGUGUCCCAGCAGGAACUCCUGUGUAAGAACUCCUGUGGUUUCUAUGGCAACCCGGCCUGGCAAGGGUACUGCUCCAAGUGCUGGAGAGAGAAGACCCGGCCCCAGGGCACAAACUCCCAGGAGAGCAGACCCAACAACGAUGGAACGCCCGUCACCUUCUCCAAGUUUGAGGAGAAGAAAAGCGCGGAGAAAGGACGUCGUAUUCACACCAUGAGGAGACUGUUCUGGGGCUCUCCAUCCUCCACCAAAGAAGAAACGUCUGAGAUUGACCCCGAUACGAUAAAGGCCUUCCAAAGUCUGGAGCGUGGGAAUUUCUGUGGUUUCAUCAAACUGCUCCGCUCUCCUCCGUGCCAGCGCAUGCAGUCCCGCUGUACGGCCUUCCUCAACACCAUCGAGGCCUACCAUAGUUUGCCAGUGCAGAAGCAGUCAGAAAUAGUCCUGGAUUUUUACCAGUCUUUUGCCACAUAUUUUAAUGGCAUCCCUGAGUCGCAGAUCCACCACGUCAUGGAGCACGUGGAGAAGCUGGUGAUGUCGCGUCUGCACCGCUGGGUUUUCUGUCACGACUCUUCCGACGACGAACAGAGAGAUCUAACUCUACAGAGACGGAUACGGUCGUUAAACUGGGUGACCCCCGAGAUGCUGGAUGUGCCCUUCCCCGACACACCCACUGGAGUUGCUGGAGACCCCUUCCUGCCUGCGAUCACUGCCAUAAUCGAGGUGGAUCCGAAGCGCGCCCCUCAGGACAAACUGGCCUGUGUGUCCAAAUGCUGCCAGCUCAUCUUCCAGGCUCUGUCCAUCUCCAACAGCGAGCCGGCCAACGCGGAUGACUUCCUGUCGGCGCUGGUCUACGUGCUGCUCAAGGCCAACCCCCCGCGCCUGCACUCCAACAUGCAGUACGUGAUCCGCUUCGGCCUGCCACACAGCCUCAUGGCCGGGGAGAGCGGAUACUUCUUCACCAACCUGUCGUGUGCCGUGGCCUUCAUCGAAAACCUGGAUGGAUCUUCUCUAAACAUGAGCCCCGAGGAGUUUGAAGGCUACAUGCUGCGCCAGAGUGCUCCGUCUGCCGCGCACAGGAGGAAACACGCAACCGAAACCACGCAUCUCUUGCUGGAGAAGCUGAAGUCCCGACAGGAGAGUCUGGACCGGGGCGUGGAGGCUCUCAGCACGCAAAUGACCCAGUGGAUGGAGACGGUCACGGCUCAGUUAGACGAGACCACCUCCAAGUUUGCUCUGGUCCAGAAUGAGAUCAAUGCUCAGACCCAGAACUCUUCUUCUGCCCAGGAGACGGACGGUACUGACAACUAA